AAAAAGAUUAUCAGAGAGGUCGGCGUGGUCGUAAGAUGUCUCAGGUUCUUACUCGACGAUUGAUAAACUUUGAAAGAAUUAUGUGUGGAAAAAUAAAGCCUCUCUAUUGUUCAAAGAUGGUAUAUCUCAGAUUAGAAGGUUUAAACAUCUCAGAUGCAUUUAUCAGUGCAAUUUUGCAUUCAUGUCUGGAUAUACACACUUUCGUUCUUGAUAGAAGUAAGGGUUUCUCUAACAUACCAAUUAUAGAAAUUGCGAGAUAUUGUCCAAAGCUAUUACAUCUGAGUCUUAAUUCAUGUAUAUGCCUUACUAAUCGAUGUAUCACUGAAAUAGCGCGUUCUUGCCCAAAACUUAGAUAUCUUGAGCUUGGUGAUUGCUCGAUUAAUAAUAAAGCUGUUGAGGAAAUAGCCCGCAACUGUGCUAGUUUGAAAUAUCUUAGUUUGGAAGGAUGUAAUGGGAUUAGCGAAGAAGUGGUGAAAAAACUUAAUUCUAAAAUUAAAAUCGAACAUCCAGAUUAUUCCGAUGAUGAAUUUUCAGAUUCUGAUCUACCUCCACUUAUUCCAGAUCCAUUGAGGGUAUUAGAUCCACCGGUAAAGAUAACGCUUCGAGAUACUAUAACAGAUCUUAUUUCUGUAAUUAGAGUAUCAUCAGAAUUGACCGAUUCAGAACGAACUAAUUUAUUAAAUAGUCUUGCUUGA
Messenger RNA from Entrophospora candida, 695 nucleotides. NCBI's taxonomy places the organism in Eukaryota, Fungi, Glomeromycota, Glomeromycetes, Entrophosporales, Entrophosporaceae. The record is from the annotation of a GenBank genome assembly.